CCUCCCGGCUCCUCGGCGGCGCAGAGCAGCGGCAGCAGCGGCGGCGGCGGCAGCAGCCACCCGAUGUCUUCGGCGCCCGAGAAGCAGCAGCCCCCGCUCGGCGGCGGCGGCGGGGGAGGCGGCGCGGCCAUGGACCCCGCGUCGUCCGGCCCGUCCAAGGCCAAGAAGACGAACGCCGGCAUCCGACGCCCGGAGAAGCCGCCCUACUCGUACAUCGCGCUCAUCGUCAUGGCCAUCCAGAGCUCGCCCACCAAGCGCCUGACGCUCAGCGAGAUCUACCAGUUCCUGCAGGCGCGCUUCCCCUUCUUCCGCGGCUCCUACCAGGGCUGGAAGAACUCGGUGCGCCACAACCUCUCGCUCAACGAGUGCUUCAUCAAGCUGCCCAAGGGGCUCGGGCGGCCCGGCAAGGGCCACUACUGGACCAUCGACCCGGCCAGCGAGUUCAUGUUCGAGGAGGGCUCGUUCCGGCGGCGGCCGCGCGGGUUCCGAAGGAAGUGCCAGGCGCUCAAGCCCAUGUACAGCAUGAUGAACGGGCUGGGCUUCAACCACCUCCCGGACACCUACAGCUUCCAGGGCUCGGCCGGCGGCCUCUCGUGCCCACCCAACAGCCUGGCACUGGAGGGCGGCCUGGGCAUGAUGAACGGCCACUUGCCGGGCAACGUGGACGGCAUGGCCCUGCCCAGCCACUCCGUGCCUCACCUGCCCUCCAACGGCGGCCACUCGUACAUGGGCAGCUGCGGCGGCGCUGCGGCUGGCGAGUACCCGCACCACGACGGCUCCGUGCCGGCCUCCCCGCUGCUGCCUGCCGCCGCCGGCGGGGUUAUGGAGCCGCACGCCGUCUACUCCGGGUCGGCCGCUGCCUGGCCGCCCUCCGCCUCCGCAGCCCUCAACAGCGGCGCCUCUUAUAUCAAGCAGCAGCCUCUAUCUCCCUGUCCGCCCGCAGCCAACCCCCUGUCUGGCAGCCUCUCCACGCACUCCCUGGACCAGCCCUACCUGCACCAGAACAGCCACAAUGCCCCAGCGGAGCUCCAAGGCAUUCCACGGUAUCACUCGCAGUCGCCCAGCAUGUGUGACCGAAAGGAAUUUGUCUUCUCCUUCAACGCCAUGGCGUCCUCGUCCAUGCACUCGGCCGGCGGGGGCUCCUACUACCACCAGCAGGUCACCUACCAGGACAUCAAGCCCUGCGUGAUGUGAGGACGGGCCGUGGGGCCCUCCCGGCACUGGCCGGCCGGCCCAGGGACUCGGAGCCCAGGCCAGAAACUGCUUUAUUCUCGAGGUAUAAUCUCCAGCAGAAGAAAAGGGGUCGGCCCCUCCUCAGCCGGAUUGUUUGGAAAGAACUCCCCAGGGCAAAGACUGAGCGCCCCGGCGGCGAUAGCAGCUCCUUCCCCUUCCCUCGCAGAUUAAGCGGUGGUGGUGGGGCCGAUGGCCCCGCAGCGGUGGGGAGGAGGUCUGCGUUCCCCUGUUGAGGCCGGCUCGGUCGCCCGCCAGGGCGAGGGUGGGGACAGCCUGCCACCUCCAAACCAGAGCUCUGCUGAGAGCCCUCCCGCACCCGUGGCAGAGUGGAGGGAGGUUUUGACCCGGAAGGCGAACCAGCGAGACCAAUCAUUAUCAAAUACUUCUAUUUUGUGGUUGAGUAUUUAUCUUUUUAUUUUUAACUUUUUUGAAAGAAUGUCUUGGAAUGCACAAGCCUCCCUGUAGAGCCGUCUUUUGCGAGGAGGGGAAGGGACCAGGCCCGGCGCUUUCCCUCCGCGCCUCCUCCGCAAGCCAGGUGGAUCUUUGCGCGUAGAACCUGCGUUUCGUUUCGAAGCCACUGUUCCUCUUGAGAAGAAAAGAGAAGGAGCCAAGAAGCCCGCAAGCGCGGGGUCCAGGCCGCUGCCGUCCCUGCCACCUUCCUCUCCUCUCACUCCGCUUUGACUUUCAGUUUUACCUUCUUGGUGGGUGUUUUUCUCUCUCCCAACCUCUACUGUAAACUUUCUGGUCCGAGGAGGCAGGGCCGGGAGCCCCGGGACCUGGAACUCAGCAUUGCGGUGACGCAGAAAGGUUAAGGCACUUUUAAGACUCUAGCAAGGCUCUUCCUGGUAUUUAUUCCCCUUUCUUUCCCUAAUAAUCAAAACACCGCACAGGCUCCUCCGUUUAUCAGUAUUAAUGGUGUAACUUUGUUGGCAAUAUUUGCCGUGUAGAGUUUUUUUUUUCGAUAUCCAUUGUAAAUUUGAAACAAAGACCGAACCAUGUAAAAACAAAUUUCCAUAUGUUUUAUAUAAAUAUAUAUAUAUAUAAUAUGAAGGACUUACCCCCCUUUUUUUAGUAUUUUGGCUGUUGGGGUGCAGCAUUUGUGACACGUAUUUUCAGUUUCCUUCUGCACUGUAUAAAAUGACAAUUUGAGGAUGUUUUGCCUUUUGUGUAUUUUUUCCUAAGAAAAGAAGAAAAAUAAAAAUGUGUAACAUUUGUA
This is a messenger RNA of Chinchilla lanigera (long-tailed chinchilla), 2449 nucleotides long. It is a transcript of the gene Foxf1, whose product is annotated as forkhead box F1. Gene Ontology annotation, cellular component: nucleus. The record is from RefSeq and is a predicted model, not a curated record. Gene Ontology annotation, molecular function: DNA-binding transcription factor activity, RNA polymerase II-specific; RNA polymerase II cis-regulatory region sequence-specific DNA binding. NCBI's taxonomy places the organism in Eukaryota, Metazoa, Chordata, Mammalia, Rodentia, Chinchillidae. Gene Ontology annotation, biological process: animal organ morphogenesis; regulation of transcription by RNA polymerase II.